This is a messenger RNA of Columba livia (rock pigeon), 3624 nucleotides long. RefSeq names its product hepatocyte nuclear factor 4 alpha (gene HNF4A). The transcript has 10 exons. Gene Ontology annotation, biological process: anatomical structure development; positive regulation of transcription by RNA polymerase II; cell differentiation. Bases 195 to 1595 code for a protein of 466 amino acids. NCBI's taxonomy places the organism in Eukaryota, Metazoa, Chordata, Aves, Columbiformes, Columbidae. The record is from RefSeq and is a predicted model, not a curated record. Gene Ontology annotation, molecular function: nuclear receptor activity; RNA polymerase II cis-regulatory region sequence-specific DNA binding; zinc ion binding.
GAUGAUUAAAGAUUAACCCCCUGCCUCCUGCCUCCACCCCUCUGGGGAGUAUAGGCCUUGAGGCUCAGCGAAUCCUUUCAGAGAAAUAUUUGAAAUAAAAGACAACAGAUAGGGGACGCAGUGAAGGCAGAAGGAGGCAGAAGGGCCAAUAGCCUCGGACAAGGGAAUCGGUACAAUCUGGCCCGUGUUUGCUGAUGAUAAUGCGCCUUUCCAAAGCCCUAAUAGACAUGGAGAUGGCAGAUUAUAGUGCAGCGUUAGACCCGGCGUACACCACUCUGGAGUUUGAGAACAUGCAGGUGCUGGCUAUGGGCAAUGACACAUCUCCAUCAGAAGCAGCCAACCUUAACACUUCCAACAGCAUCGGGGUGAGCGCGCUGUGUGCCAUCUGCGGGGACCGUGCCACAGGGAAGCAUUACGGGGCUUCCAGCUGUGAUGGCUGCAAAGGCUUCUUCAGGAGGAGUGUCCGCAAGAACCACAUGUACUCCUGCAGGUUUAACAGGCAGUGUGUGGUAGACAAAGACAAAAGAAACCAGUGCCGAUACUGCAGGCUUAAGAAGUGCUUCCGAGCAGGAAUGAAGAAGGAAGCUGUACAAAAUGAACGGGACCGAAUCAGCACCCGGAGAUCAAGUUAUGAAGACAGCAGCUUGCCCUCCAUCAAUGUUUUGCUGCAGGCAGAAGUCCUGGCACAACAGAUAUCAUCCCCAGUUCCUGUGCUCAAUGGAGACAUUCGAGGAAAGAAGAUCGCCAACAUUUCCGACGUGUGUGAAUCCAUGAAGCAGCAGCUGCUGGUGCUGGUGGAGUGGGCCAAGUACAUCCCUGCCUUCUGUGAGCUGCCCUUGGAUGACCAGGUAGCGCUGCUGCGAGCACACGCAGGGGAACAUCUGUUAUUGGGAGCUGCCAAGAGGUCCAUGGUGUUCAAGGAUGUCUUGCUGCUAGGAAAUGACCACAUCAUCCCGCGGAACUGCCCUGAACUGGUGGAGGUGAAUCGCGUGGCCAUCCGCAUCCUGGACGAGCUGGUCCUCCCCUUCCAGGAGCUGCAGAUAGAUGAUCAUGAAUAUGCCUGCUUGAAAGCCAUUAUCUUCUUUGACCCAGAUGCCAAAGGACUGAGCGACCCCUCCAAGAUCAAGCGGAUGCGGUACCAGGUGCAGGUCAGCCUGGAGGACUACAUCAACGACCGGCAGUACGACUCGCGGGGCCGCUUCGGGGAGCUGCUGCUGCUGCUGCCCGUGCUGCAGAGCAUCACCUGGCAGAUGAUAGAGCAGAUUCAGUUUGUGAAGCUCUUUGGCAUGGCUAAGAUAGACAACCUGCUGCAGGAGAUGCUGUUGGGAGGCUCAUCAAGUGAAACGCCGCAUGCUCACCACCCCCUGCACCCUCAUCUGAUCCAGGAGAACCUGGGAACAAAUGUCAUUGUGGCCAACACAAUGCCUCCUCAGAUGCACAAUGGGCAGAUGUCUACUCCAGAAACUCCACAGCCGUCUCCACCCGCAGGCUCAGGGCCAGAGCAAUAUAAGCUGCUGCCCGGAGCCAUUGCCACCGUGGCCAAACAGCCCACCUCCAUCCCGCAACCCGCCAUCACGAAACAGGAGGUCAUCUAGCAAUCCGCAGACCCGCUGGCCUCGAUUAGAAGACCGUGUGCAAGGAAAGCCCAAAUUAACUCUGUCACUGUGAAAAGAGAAGCCAUCCAGAGGUCCUUGGGUGCAAACACACGGACUUGCUUAUUGGACUAGUCCAGCACCACCAAAAGCUGUCUUCUUGCGGCCACAGGCAGCACGUGCCAUGGACAGCCCCAAGUCCCAGAACUAAGGUUGAAGCCUUACUAAAACCCUCUGUCCUUGUAAGAAGGGCCAGAUUUCAGCCUCCCACUGUGGGGAGGCUGCAGUGACUGGCUGGGGACAGUGCUGUUCCCUAUUGCCACCCCUCAGUGUUGGUUCAGCACACACCAGACCCUGCGAACAAGCAAUUCUCUGUGCUGUGGGAAUGGAGGGCUUUCCCCCAGCCACGCCAGCUCCUCAGUCCCCAGUCCAGCCAAACUUGAAGGAGAUGGAAGCUCCCCCAGGAGCAUCACAGCGGGUAAAGAACGCUGGUUCUGCCCAGGCAGCACUGGCAGAACCACUCCUCAGCCUUGGCUAGUCCCAGGUUUUUGCAUGGUGUCACCCUCCAGCAAACUAACCCCCCCAAGCCAGGUCUAACAAAUCUUUUCAGCUGAUACUGGCCCACCAGGAUUCUCCACUAUUUGGAUCCUUCUGCCUUUUGAGGGCUUUUGUUAUUUCUGUGCCAUGACCACCCUCCCACCACAAGGCUCAGAGAAGCAACCACUGCCAAAUCCUUCCCUCACACCACAUACUGCCUCCUCACUGCUUGGACUGAGAAGUUGGGGGGCCGCGGGACUCAGGAGAUUUUGGCUAAUGGAACAGGGCCACUCCUGUACAGGCUGGUGGUGGGCAGCACUGCCAAAAAUAUCACUGGCUGCAUUACUGCUUCUCAGCAGUGAGAAGAUCACUGGAUGCCUGUUUGGAAAGAAGAGCGGGGGAAGGACAUAUGAGUGGGAGGGACCUGCGGGGGUGAGAAGAGCCUGAGCCUUACAGUUGGACCAAGUCUUGGGCUGCCCAAGUGCUGGGAGCAUCGUGAGCCAGGAUCUCAGUUCAGACCCAGCUUUAAUGCUAAGAUAUGCCACAUAAUCUGCUUGUCCAGACCAGUGCCACACCUUCAGCUUAGAGUGGCUGAUAACAGAUUUAUAGGUCUUCAUAACACAAUAAGAAUUCAUUAUGGCUCCUUCAGACCUCAGAGGGUUUGAGGGCAGCAACCUCAAAACCACCAUGCUUCAAGUCCCGCAAAGAACGACAGAGGUCAGGACAGACCCUUGGGUCUGCCCCAGCCUUGGCUCUGCACCCUCCUCGCCACAGUCCCCAUUUCUCUGCGCCUCCCUGUGCUGAAACCCUGCAGGUCUGACCUUUGCUUUACAGCUGGAACCAGGAAAGGAGCCAUCCUGUGCCCGGCGCUCGCCCCCCUGGGUGCCGGCAGGGCUGGGGCUCGCAGAGCCCCGCGCAGCGUCAGGCCCGAGUCAGUUUUGGCAUCGCAAGGCAACAGCAGCUCUAACUAACCACGGGCCAUGUGGGGUGCUGGCGGAACUGGUGAAGCUGGUGGAAGCACAGCUGCUGGGAGGUCCCUGGUGGGGACAAAUCUGAGCCAGAGGAGCUGCAGGUCUGUCCCUCGAUUGCCAAUGCAAAAAUGAAACACCUCGCCUUGCGCUGAUGGUGUCAGAAGUGUUGUAUCGUCUCUCAACGCUGGUGGCAUCAUACUGAGUAAUUUAUUGCAAUGAUGAAUCCAAUCAUUUUCUGUAAACUAUUUUGUAAAUCACAUUGAUUAUUUAUAAUUGGGAGAUUAAAUGCAAAAAACCCCAUAAUAACCAGGCUGUCUUUUCCACCUGCAGCACCUUUUUUUUCCUGUACGUAGACAUACUCUGUGGGGAAUCCUUUUUGGUCCAUUUGCACCAAGCAUUCCCUGAUACUGUACAUCAGUUUUUGCUGGUUACUGCCUUCCAAUGGAAACAGAGGAAUAUUUCUUCACUAGAGUUUGUAUUCAUUAAAAAGAAAAGAAAUAAAUGCAAAAAUAUUUUCUAACUUU